Molecule: messenger RNA, 1380 nt
Organism: Paramisgurnus dabryanus
Lineage: Eukaryota; Metazoa; Chordata; Actinopteri; Cypriniformes; Cobitidae
Gene: saxo4
Product: stabilizer of axonemal microtubules 4
Molecular function (GO): phosphatase binding
Source: RefSeq, a predicted model, not a curated record
GUCAUGGUAAAUGGUGCGUUCCAGGCAGGUUUUUAAACCCGUGAGUUACGACUUCAAAACCACGACUCACGACCUUAUGCGUUCCAGGCAGCCCGUAACUCGUGUUUUUACAACCUUCUACCGGUGAAAGUGCACUGGAACGGCAGUCAAACCCGUGACUUCCCACCCGUGAACUCGUACUAGAUCGAUGUACUCCCAGUUCAGAGUCGUGAGGCGUGGUUUUGAACUCGUGAGUUACGGGUUACGGGUUGCCUGGAACGCAGCAAAAGACCGACAGAAGAAAGCGCGGGGGUGUGGUUUGGCACGGGCACGCGCGGAGGGACGAGAGCCAGUGCUUGUCAGAGAUGGUUGGAUUUUUGGGAACAGGCAGACCAGCAGGCCGCUUGACCAACAUCGGUCUUGACCAUUACUGUACCUCAUACAGACACUCAUAUGGUAAGGAGUUUUUCCAGCCGUGUCUGGGUCAUCAUUCUGGGACGGGUUAUUGUGCAAACCACCGGCCCGUCCUUUACUACAGUUCCAGCCUGGACCGCUAUGACAAUCCACAGUUUGGCCUCUCUCUGUCAGACAGCUUUGAGUCUCAAUCUAAGCGUCAUUACCGGCGUAUGGUUCUUCCCGUUGGGACGGAGGCUCUGUCUUGCUCCGGGACCAAACUCAGAGAGAGUGGAUAUUUACAGCUUGACACUCAGCCAAGAGCGAGAAAUGUGUCCUGGAAGUCAGAAAAUAAAAAAUCUUACAAUCCUCACCAUCUCAGAGUUUUGGUUGGACGCAGAGAAGAAAGUGGCUACACCGAGGGAAUCAAUCUACAGCCAAACACUUUCCUACCUUAUCACAUGAAGAUGGACGACGCUCGCAGGAUUCAGGAAAGUGUGACAAGGAGUGACUUUCUGCCCAAAGUUUUCCCACAGGGCAGGGAAGCUUUACCAAAACUUUCUUCCCGUGCACUUCGAGACACUGGAUUCACAAGAGACAAACAGAAACCUCUGACCACUUCAGUGUCUGUACAGUGUAACUCCAGUGAGUCUAAUAGGCACAAGACCAAAUCUCCUUCAGUAAGAUGGUCUAUUGGACCAAUGUCCUCAUCCGGAUUCAUCCUGAACGCUCCCAACAUCACAAGUCUUUCACACACAUUGGUCGACCCUCAACACUUUCUCACACAUUACCAAAGCAAGUUUUGUGACAGAUCAUCAGUAGAGCAUCAAAGAGGAGAAUGGAUGAAAGGAGGUGUACAGAUGCACAGAGAGAGCGGUUACAGCGGACGAGACCGCAACAGGCCCAGUCUCUAUUCACUUUCGGGGUGAUUUGCGUUCCUCACCACGGGGCUUCUCAGGUGCUGCCAGCAAAUCACUCUGCCCAUGUAGCAGUGCUUCGUCUUCUGAG